AUGUCUCCAAGUUCCACUCCUAACCCCGGAUCCUCUGGUUUGCGGAGUAUUCGCCUAUCUCAAUACAUUUUUGGUAUCCAGGCAGUCCCACUACUGGCUAGUGGGAUCUAUACACUACUCCGGCCGAAUGCGAUCGCCAGUCUUGCGAACUCCCCUUUUCAAGGAAUAGACACUGGAACAAUCCAGGCAAUCAGCUUAACAUCCAUAGCCUUGGGGGCCUGUCAAACCAUUGCGGCAUACCAGAACAAUAUCCCCAUGAUGCUUGUGACAGUACCCGGAAGAUUGCUAGGGGCCUUUGUGUUUCACCGGAGUGGUGGAGAGUGGCGCAAAAUGGCACCUUUCGAGGGAGUCAUGGGAGUGCUUAUAGCGAUCGGGGUAUAUUGGACGUGGGAUACAGAGCGGGCAGACAACGCAAACAAAGAGGAUCGGAAAGACUAG
Messenger RNA from Penicillium angulare, 438 nucleotides. RefSeq lists its product as uncharacterized. Lineage: Eukaryota; Fungi; Ascomycota; Eurotiomycetes; Eurotiales; Aspergillaceae. Bases 1 to 438 code for a protein of 145 amino acids. The transcript is spliced from 2 exons. The record is from RefSeq and is a predicted model, not a curated record.